Molecule: messenger RNA, 2199 nt
Organism: Galleria mellonella (greater wax moth)
Lineage: Eukaryota; Metazoa; Arthropoda; Insecta; Lepidoptera; Pyralidae
Product: maltase 2-like
Exons: 15
Coding region: 287-2131 (614 amino acids)
Biological process (GO): carbohydrate metabolic process
Source: RefSeq, a predicted model, not a curated record
UCAUUUGUAUUCUUAAUCAGUCGCAAGCAAUAAAAUGUGCAGUUUACAAGAUUAAUUAACAGUAACUCUUUUAUUGACUAAUGCUCGUAAAGUCGAGGCAUUCGUUUUAUCAACUUUAUUUAAUUAAACAUGAUUGAAUCGAAGCAUUUGGCGUUCCAUUGUUUCUGCCUACCCUAAUGGGAGACAGGCGUGACAGAUAUGUAUGUAUGUAUGUAUGUUAAUUAAACAUGCUCUGUAGAGUAAUUAUGUAUUAUACGGUUGUAUUUUUUGUGCCAAAUACAUAAACAUGAUGCCAGUUGCGGAUAUAAUAAAAGAAAUAAGUCAGGAAGAAGGAAAUCAAGUGAAAUACUUUGAAGAUCUUCUAGAAAAAAUCAAAAAGUUAAACAUGAUGUGGAAGGUUUUGCUAUUUGCAUUUGUCGUUACAACGGUCCAAGGGAGAUACGAAAAUGUAAACAUGAAACAAGAUUGGUGGGAGACGGCCAUUUUCUACCAGAUAUAUUCCAGAUCGUUCAUGGAUAGCGACGGAGACGGGGUCGGUGAUAUCAAUGGUAUAACUUCAAGAUUGGAAUAUCUAAAAGAAAUAGGCGUCGAUGUCGCAUGGCUGUCACCAAUUUUCAAGUCGCCAAUGCACGAUUUCGGUUAUGAUGUAUCCGAUUACUAUACUAUACAACCAGAGUACGGUACUAUGGAAGACUUUGAACAUCUUUUGAGAAAAGCUAAUGAUCUUAACAUAAGAAUAGUAUUAGAUUUUGUACCGAAUCACACUAGCAAUGAGAGUGAAUGGUUUAUCAAAUCAUCGAAUAAAGAUGAAUAUUACAAUGAUUGGUACAUUUGGGAAAACGGUUACCUCGAUGAACAUGGCAGAAGGCGGCCUCCAAAUAAUUGGGUCAGUGUCUUUAGGAAAUCUGCUUGGACCUUCAUGACAAAUAGGGAUCAAUAUUAUUUACAUCAAUUUGGAGAAGCGCAACCGGACCUUAAUUUCAGAAAUCCCGUUGUUGUAGACGAAAUGAAGAAUAUUAUUAAAUUUUGGUUGGAAAAAGGUGUGGCUGGUAUGAGAUUGACUUCCAUAAACCAUCUCUUUGAAGCAGACAAAGAUUUAUACGGUGGCCGGUAUCCAGAUGAACCCUUGACUGGGAAACCGGGAUUAGGUCCAGAAGACUAUGGAUAUCUGGAGCACAUCUAUACGAAAGAUCAAGAAGAAGUGUACGAUAUGGUUUCGCAAUUUAGAGACGUUUUUGAUGCCAUUAGUAUUAGAAACAAUAUCACAAGAGUUAUGAUGACGGACGCAAAUACAAAUAUUAAAAAUGCAGUGAGGUAUUACGGUGAGGGGAUCCACUCAGGAGCACAUAUCCCAUUCAAUUUGGCCCUCGUGGAGGACUUGGAUAGGGACUCGGACGCGAGGGAUAUAAAAUAUGCGGUGGAUCGUUGGUUGACUUAUAAGCCUUUGAAGAAACAAGCCAAUUGGCUGAUUGGCAAUCACGAUAAAAGCCGAGUAGCGUCUCGUUUCAGGCCUGAAUUAGUAGACGCGUUUAAUAUGCUUGUUCUACUACUACCCGGCAUUGCGAUCACAUAUAUGGGGGAAGAAAUUGGAAUGAUAAAUGGUUUCGUGCCGUGGAGUGAGACGAAGGACCCUCAAGCGUGCAAUACAGACGAUCCCGUCAAUUUCAUACAAGUUUCCCGUGAUCCUGUCCGUACACCAUACCAAUGGAACAAUGGAAAAAAUGGAGGAUUCUCAACAGCAGAAAAAACCUGGCUUCCAGUUGCUGAUGGCUAUGAACAAUUGAACGUGGCCAACCAAAGAUCGGCCGUUCGAUCCCACUACCAAGUUUACAGGACUUUAACAAAUCUACGUAUACGACCUGCUUUCAAAUAUGGCCGCUACGAAUCUUUAGCUUUGAAUAGUGACGUGUUUGCAUUUAAAAGAUGGUACAACGAUGAUACUUACGUGAUCGUAAUGAACGUUGGUAAAACAUACCACGUUGUUAAUUUGACAGCUUUCGAUCUAGUUUUCGGGCAAUUGGAAGUAGAAGCGAGCAGUGUUCUGUCAUCGAGAUCUUACAGUGAUAAUGUUCAAGCCAAUUAUUUAGAUCUCACCGCAGACGAAGCUUUAGUACUCAGAAUGCAGAUCUGAGAAUUUAAUUACUCACUUCACUUAAUUAUUUGAUAUAUUUAUAUAUAAUAAAUAAAUACAAUUUUAAC